Messenger RNA from Exserohilum turcica Et28A, 1731 nucleotides. RefSeq lists its product as uncharacterized. The record is from RefSeq and is a predicted model, not a curated record. The coding region runs from base 1 to 1623 and encodes 540 amino acids. NCBI's taxonomy places the organism in Eukaryota, Fungi, Ascomycota, Dothideomycetes, Pleosporales, Pleosporaceae. Gene Ontology annotation, molecular function: succinyl-CoA:3-oxo-acid CoA-transferase activity. The transcript has 2 exons. Gene Ontology annotation, biological process: ketone body catabolic process.
AUGGACAUAAUACCUACCUCCUGCCGGCUGCUAGCAGCUCUUCCUUCGCGGUUAUGCUCGCGGCGGCCCAUCCCCGCGCAAUUACGAGCGGCACGAAGUCUACCACCGCGAUGGCGGUUCACAGGUCAACUGCGAUGCAUCAGUGAACGCGCACCGACAAUUGAUCGCUCGAAAUCGAAGCUCUUCAAGGAUGCUGAUGAAGCCGUCGCGGACGUACAGCCUGGUUCGACAGUUCUGAGCGCAGGAUUUGGGUUAUGCGGUGUCGCAGAAACUCUAAUCUCGGCAAUGAAGAAGCGCGGCCCGGAGUCAUUGCAUUCGCUGACGGCGGUGUCGAACAAUGCCGGCAUUGAAGAUGUGGGUGGCCUGGCGCACCUUACGAAGAACGGGCAGGUCAAGAAGCUUAUCAUAAGUUUCUUGGGGAACCACAAGGCGCUGGAGAAGCAGUAUCUGAGCGGUGGCAUCGAGAUUGAACUCUGUCCGCAAGGAACGCUCGCUGAGAGGAUACGAGCUGGUGGUGCAGGCAUCCCGGCUUUUUACACACCCACGGCGGUCAACACACUGCUGCAGGAUGGCGAAAUUCCAGCCAAGUUUGACAAGGACGGCAAGGCUGUGGGCUUUGGCCAGAAGAGGGAGGUCAGGGAGUUUAAUGGCAAGAAAUUCCUCAUGGAGACUGCAUUGACGGGUGAUGUGGCUGUUAUUCGCGCGCACAAGGCCGAUGAAGCCGGCAACUGUAUCUUCAGAUAUACGACCAAGGCUUUCGGCCCCAUCAUGGCCAAGGCUGCACGACUCACAAUUGUCGAGGCGGAAGAGAUUGUGCCCAUUGGCACUUUUAACCCCAACGACAUCGACCUCCCGGGCAUCUUCGUCGACCGCAUUGUGCCAGCCAUGGCGCCCAAGAACAUUGAGAUUAAGAAGCUCCGAAAGCCUGUUGCGUCCAAGGACUCGUCCAAGAAUGAGGCGGCAGAGCGUCGUGACCGGAUUGCCCGUCGCGCGGCAAAGGAGCUCAAGCAGGGAUACUAUGUCAAUCUGGGCGUGGGCAUUCCAACGGCAGCAGCAUCGUUUGUGCCCGAGGGCGUCAAGGUGUGGCUGCAAUCGGAGAAUGGUAUUCUAGGCAUGGGCCCAUACCCCACGGAAGAAGAGGUAGACGCAGACAUCAUCAACGCGGGCAAAGAGACGGUGACGCUGCUCCCCGGCGCGUCGACGUUUGACAGCGCCGAGUCGUUUGGCAUGAUCCGAGGCGGUCACGUCGACGUGUCGAUUCUGGGGGCGCUCCAAGUCAGCGCAUCAGGCGACCUGGCAAACUACAUGGUGCCGGGCAAGGUGUUCAAGGGCAUGGGUGGCGCCAUGGACCUGGUCAGCAACCCGGAUGCCACAAAGGUCGUCGUGGCCACCGAGCACGUUGCAAAGGACGGCUCCAGCAAAAUCGUCCAGGAAUGCAAGCUACCGCUCACGGGCGCAAAGUGCGUCAGCACAAUCAUCACGGACUUGUGCGUCUUCGAGGUCAACCGCAAACACGGCACCCUGACGCUCACCGAGACGGCGCCUGGCAUCAGCGUGGACCAUGUCCGGGCCAAGACCGACGCCCGGUUUGAGGUUGCACCUGAUUUGAAGACGAUGGAGUAGCUGUAUUCUCUUCUUUUGGUCCGUGUGUACAUGGCGUAGCAUAAGUCGUAAAUACCAAGUAGUUUUUUUCUUCUUCUUCUUCUUCUUCUUCAACAAGCAGCACAUGCC